Bombyx mori (domestic silkworm) is the source of this 490-nucleotide messenger RNA. Its product is annotated as UPF0729 protein AAEL015238. The transcript has a single exon. The record is from RefSeq and is a predicted model, not a curated record. NCBI's taxonomy places the organism in Eukaryota, Metazoa, Arthropoda, Insecta, Lepidoptera, Bombycidae. Bases 147 to 386 code for a protein of 79 amino acids.
ACUUUCCAUUGUUAAACGUUUUAUUUACGUUGUUAGAUUGAAACAUUUCUUCAAAUCCAAAUAGUAAAAAAUACAAAAUUGGGAAUUAUUAAAACAUUCCUAAAAGUGCAUAUGUAAUAGAACCGAAAAAAUAAUUAUAAAUAAAUAUGGUUUGUGUUCCAUGUUUCAUUAUACCACUACUUUUGUUUUUAUGGCAUCGAUUUGUGCAGCCGUAUAUUUUACGCUUCUGGAAUCCAUGGGCUGUAAAAGACAAGGACGGCAACGUAAUGAAAACCGAAUUCCCAUUUCAAUGUAAAGAAGGCGUUUGUGUUUUUGCACGAAACAAGAAUACAGAAAAUUCAACAAGCAACGAAGCUGAUCAAUCUGAAGACCAAAAAACGAAAUAAAAAGAAAACAACACUCCAAGGCCUACUUGUUUUGAGUAGUAAUUUAAUGGUUCAAAAACUAAUUAGGAAAUAAUGGCUUAAGGUAUAAACAUUUUGAAGCUACA